Messenger RNA from Photinus pyralis (common eastern firefly), 1029 nucleotides. RefSeq lists its product as uncharacterized. The transcript is spliced from 3 exons. Bases 440 to 940 code for a protein of 166 amino acids. NCBI's taxonomy places the organism in Eukaryota, Metazoa, Arthropoda, Insecta, Coleoptera, Lampyridae. The record is from RefSeq and is a predicted model, not a curated record.
UUUGGCACUUCUUGAGAAAUUCACCACCCUUAUCAUUAUCAUCGAUGUAUAUCAUGCAUUCAUUGACGCUAAUCCUGAUGAUGGAGUAGGCACACACCGAAAUCGAUCGCUACAGAACAUUAGGUACAUUUUCAAUAAAGAAGUUUAACCGUUAAAAAUACUUACCUCAAAUAAUCUAUAACCUACGGUCAAACUAUGGAGAAUUUUAUACAGAAUGAUUUAAACUUGUGAAUGAUUAGGAUUGGUCCCUACUUAUUUUUAUUGCACCUACUACUGAAUUUUUGAUUUAUUUUUUUAUCAACUCUUAGGUUUAAUAUUUUACACAUCCUAUGCAGAAGAACUUGUUUGUUGAUUAUAAUGUUAUGUUACUUACGUCUGCGUAUUAAUUAUGUAAUCUUUGGAUCAGUUUUUAUGGCUCUAAUAUUUUAUUCUUCUGUUUAUGUUAGUAUGUGGAGGCAUUUCAACAAGUUUAGAAAAACUUGUCGAUCAGGUUGCAUGCAUGCAAUCAGAUAUUACGGAAAUAAGGGAGUUGUUACGUAGCGAGCGAACGGUUGGAAACAACUUAGCACAGCCAAAUAUAAAAUUGCCCGAUCUUCCAGCCAAAACACUCGAGGAAUUUUUGCUAUUAGAGGAAUACUCGAAGAUUCCUCAACAGGCCAAUGCAUUGAUAAAACAUUUAUCUACAGUUGGUGGUAUAAAUGUUGGAAAUGCCACAAGAAGGAUUUGGUCCCUUAUUGUGACCGAUUUUGUUAGCAGCAGAUUGAGCUGGAUCGGGGCAAAUGAAAAAACCAAGUUGCAAAAUUUAAAUAUAAAUCGAAUAAUUAUAGUUGCUGUAAGAACAAUAAUACCGAACGCCACUGACAUAGAAGUCUUGUCUGCAACCAAAGUUUGGAUUCGAAAAUCGGCAGAAAGGAUAAGAAAAAUGGACAAAACUAUUUAAAUGUUAUUUAUAUUUGUCAUAUUAUAGAUAAUAGAUACAUAGUGACAUGUAUAAGUUGUUAAAGAACCAAUAUAGCGUGUGAUCCUGUA